AUGCGGCAUUUUUUUCUUUCUCUUAUUGUGAUUUACCUAAUACUGGAGGUUAUUUUAUAUGUCAAAUUCUACAAGCCAGAUGUGACCAGCUCGUUGGUUGAGGAAAUCUAUGAGAAAUCAGUUCAAAUAAGGGAUUCACGGUACAAUAAAACAAAAGAAUUUUUGAAUCGUGCCAGAAUCAAAGGUGCUUCCAACUCUUAUGUAGAGCCUGUAUAUUUGAAUGACAAGGACCAUUUAGUUAUAAACAAGCACACGGUCAAAUUAGAGAAUGCCACGAUAUUGGUCUUGUGUCGAAAUUGGGAAUUAAAGGAUAUUUUAUCUUCAAUGAGAUCCCUGGAAGAUAGGUUUAAUAAGGAUUAUCAUUAUCCCUGGACCUUUCUAAAUGAUGUGCCCUUUGAUGAAGAUUUUAAGCGCUGGACUACAGAAAUGGCUAGUGGGAAGACAGAAUAUGGUUUAAUACCCAAAGAAGAUUGGGACACCCCUGAUUUUAUUGAUCAACAGAAAUACAAUUUAUCAAUUGAAAAAGCAAUAAAAGAUGAAUUACUCUACGGUUUCUCCAGAUCUUACCGAAAUAUGUGUCAUUUUAAUUCCGGCUUUUUUUUCCGACAGGAAUUGGUUAUGAAGUAUGACUAUUAUUUCAGGGUAGAACCGGGGGUUCAAUAUUUUUGUGAUUUCCAAAUGGAUCCUUUCAGGCUUAUGAGAGAGAACAAAAAGAAAUAUUCAUUUGUUGUUUCAUUGUAUGAGUAUGAGAAUACAAUUCCAACGCUCUGGGAAACAGUUGAAAGUUUUAUGAAGGAGUAUCCACAACAUAUUCAUCCAAACAAUAGCAUUGACUUUAUAACAGACAAAGCGCCUUUGGGAAAAUAUGGCUUGGAGUUUGGUGAUUCGCCAUACAAUUUAUGCCACUUUUGGUCCAAUUUUGAAAUUGGAGACUUGAAUUUCUUCAGAUCAGAACAAUAUCUCGAUUAUUUUGAGUACUUGAGUAAAACCGGUGGUUUCUAUUAUGAAAGAUGGGGGGAUGCACCUGUCCAUUCAUUAGGGGCCACUCUACUUUUAGAUCGAGAUGAAAUUUUUCAUUUUGAAGAUAUUGGUUAUAACCAUGUCCCAUUUUUCAGUUACCCAGAGGGUAAACAAGUUAUGAAAUACAAGAGAUGUGUUGCACCUCCGAAUACCGACAACAUCAAUGUGCAACUGGGAAGCUGUUUGCCACGCUGGUGGAGAAGCGGAUCGGGUAAAAAGUUUUUAAAAGAAUAUUACCAUGAAGACGAAUAUCUUUUGUUCAAAGAACAUUAUAAUAUAUAG
Molecule: messenger RNA, 1302 nt
Organism: Pichia kudriavzevii
Lineage: Eukaryota; Fungi; Ascomycota; Pichiomycetes; Pichiales; Pichiaceae
Exons: 1
Coding region: 1-1302 (433 amino acids)
Biological process (GO): protein N-linked glycosylation; cell wall mannoprotein biosynthetic process
Cellular component (GO): membrane; Golgi apparatus
Molecular function (GO): alpha-1,2-mannosyltransferase activity
Source: RefSeq, a predicted model, not a curated record